AUGUGGAAUGGUGGAACACAAGCAAGAACAGGAAAGAAGUUCAAGUAAGAUUAAAGUAAUAACAUAAUUGUCAUUAGAGAGAUUUAGAAUUACGUUUACGGCAAACGGCUAACGUCAGAUUCAAGUUGACAGUUUCUCAGAUUAGAAAAUGAACGGCUAUAAUCUGUCCAAAAUAAUUCUUAUGGAUGUUACUAACAUGAAGCUACAUGUACUUAUUUUUGUGUAGAUAUAACGAAGACAAAACGACGAGUUUGGGGAAACUUUUUGAACAUGUGGCGUAAACGUGCCGUAAACGUGAUUCUAAAGCUAUGUGCAUACAGUAACGGAUGGCUUUUCAUGAUGCCCCUAAAAGCUCGCCGGUAUAGAUCGUUUUCACUGUCACGCAACGAAAAAAAUAAAUUGGAAACCGUCCAGUGGAAGACGUUAAGAAAAUGAAAUGUUAUAAAAGACUAAUAUAUAAACAAUUUUUCCAAGUUUCAGGUCUUUGUGGCCCACAGUUUCUGAGUUAUUUCCCGAAACGUUUCACGCAACUUUGUAGAGCUUUGUAUGGAGACGCCAUAUUGGUGCACAGUUUUUGUGCACCAAUAUGGCCGCUGGAAAUCAACAAAAACAUCUGGAGUUCACUUUUUCUAUAAAAGCUCUUUCUUUUCACUCAAGAACUAGCAUACGUGCGCAUAAACAUUAUCUUCUAAUACUUAAAAUGGCUAUACUGCUGAAAUUAAGAGGAGAGGCUUUUUCUCAACUAGACAGCAUUCCUAUUCUGAUGUCCCGCACUGUGAAAACUCGGAAGUUCAAAUUGCUAUAUUUUCGAAAUGAAGCAUGCUACGGGAAUGGAAACUUGUACAAAGGUUUACUUUUUGUUUAUCUUCAACCUAGUGUAAAUAAGAACUCGUAAAACCUCGCUAUUUUGACUUUACAAUUUGAUGACGUCACUGUGAAAACCGCCUAUAGUAUGAACACCGAUCCGAUAUGUGGCUCACCACUUUAAAGGUCGGAGCGGCGCAUGCUUCGCUCCGUCACAGAAAUCGCGCCAAAAUCACCAUUUUUGUGUAUGGACAGAAGCCCUAUCAUAUCCGGUAUGAUUUUCGCGGCGGCGCAAAAGCUAUCCAGUAUGAUGUAAACAUGGCCUAAAUCGUUCUAUUGUUUGUCAUUCAGCUGAAGGGUUAACCCAGCUCGACGCGAGUGGUUCGUUCAUGAUCACGUGAUAGAUAUUGGUAACAGCGCCAAAAGAAUUUAACUACCAGUUAGAAAAAUUGUGAUUGAUUAACUCUAUGUAGUUAUAUAGUCAAUGUCAAUUGUAAGUUACAUUCGUCUCGUCCCUUUUUUGUUUGUUUGUUUUUUUCAAUUUUGUUCAAUUCCUUAGUACAUAAUAAUGUACCGCUUUGUAACUUUAACAGUGUGAUUUAAAUAAAACAAUUAUUAAAAAAAAAAAAAACAGCGCCAAAAGAGUGUAAGUGGCGCGCAGCAUUGCAAAAACUGCUACGUCAAUUGUUAACGUUAUAAUUUCACCCGCCAUUUCUGUUUGCAUAAACAGAACUUUGAUUUUAUCUACGGUGAUUUGGCCUAUUAACUUUUAGGAGCAAGCCAUUUCUUAGUCACAACUCGUUUUCUAUUUGGCUGCUCUCAAGAGACAACUCUGAUCAUUUCUUUCAUUCCAUGAUCGCCAAAACGUAGCUCAACAAUGCUGGAUUCGUAUGCACAGCUCUUCCAACAUUGUUGGGACCACGCACGCGCAUUACACAUGGUCUCCUUGGAAUUUGUUUUAUCCUUCCCACCAUGCACUUCAUGUCCCAACAAUGUUAGAAGUUGUUGCGUCCAUUUUGCACGUAGCUUUAGAUUAAGGCUGUUGCCAUUCAUAAACAAGUGUUUUUUUUUUCUUUUUCUUGUUUGUUUACUUGUGUUUUUGCUAUUUUCUCCGUAAGGUACAUUUUUCCAAUAUUCACCCUUUGCUGGACUGAGCUUUUUGGCUUGAAAACACGUGUACCGUGCGAAACCGAGGCUUAUGUCCUUGCGAACUACGGAAAAGAUUGGCAUAUGCCAAUCAAGGAAUGGAACUGGAAAGAAAGCCCGCCUAAUGUGCGAGAAAACGGCCAAUGGGACGAAAAGGACUGGGGCGAAGUUAUA
This is a messenger RNA of Porites evermanni, 2124 nucleotides long. NCBI's taxonomy places the organism in Eukaryota, Metazoa, Cnidaria, Anthozoa, Scleractinia, Poritidae. The record is from the annotation of a GenBank genome assembly.